Molecule: messenger RNA, 3811 nt
Organism: Lineus longissimus
Lineage: Eukaryota; Metazoa; Nemertea; Pilidiophora; Heteronemertea; Lineidae
Exons: 4
Coding region: 297-3257 (986 amino acids)
Biological process (GO): positive regulation of ERK1 and ERK2 cascade; protein phosphorylation; negative regulation of apoptotic process
Cellular component (GO): cytoplasm
Molecular function (GO): ATP binding; protein kinase activity
Source: RefSeq, a predicted model, not a curated record
UCUAAAUUAAAGAUUAAACGAGAUCAAACUGAAAUGAUGUCUGAUAUGGAUAUUUUAGAUAGGCUUGUGCCGACUCGUGGUGUUCAUCUUCCAUUUGUUUGCAAUUAUUCAUAAUCAUAUUUCGCAAUUAUCCUGCUGAUUUGGUAUAGUAUUCCAAAACAAUCUCGUUUUCAGACGCUGCUGUCGGGCAUGCCUACAUCUACACAUGAAGCAUUGGAGUAGAGAGUAGAACAUCGGUGGAGGAGAGCCGUACGAUUGCCUACAAAGAAGGACUAUAUCCGUUGCCAACGAUCGCGAUGGACCCCGCGAGUCCCACGAGGAAGAUCUCUUCUACCAGCUCGAAGAGUGAUAGUUCCGACCUAUCAAGCCCGGGUUGUUUGAGUCCUGGGUUUGCCCGUUUCGGAUCGCUUCAUCCCUUGGGAGAAAAACAACCAAUGGAGGCAGACGGCGCUGGAAAAAGUGAUAGCCAAAUUCGUUCACGACGUAAGAGAAGUGCAAUCAAAGCAAGGCAUGGAGAUGCGUUGAGAAAUCUCAAGGAAGCUUUACAGAAGUACAGUACCUUUCGCAAAGAGUUGGAAAAAAGCUACAGAAAUACUAUUGACAAUGUCAACGAAUUGUAUAAGGUUUUAGGCAUGGGUGAUAAAUUGACAACAUGGCUCAGAGAAAGAAUGAUAGAAGAAAUGGUUUCAGUGGAGGGGUUUGUAAAUAAGGACCCGAUUAUCAUAGUAAGUGGACAAGUUAACUGUGGCAAAUCUUCUUUAGUGAACGAGAUUCUUGAAAGAACUUGUGUGCCAGUUGAGAAAACGCCUUGUACCGCGAUGCUUACAAGGUUAAAAUACAGCAAAACGGACUACUACCAAGUGUUCAACGCAGACGGAACCCCGAAAACCGAGAAAGUGGAUUUCAACGCAAAGAAACUCAAGAAGGACGUACAGUUGGAGAGUAGGACCCGGGAGUCUGAGGCUGUUGAGUGCACCGUCGAAAUUGGUCUGGACAAUCCCAUCCUUGAGUUUGGCAUCCAGAUCUAUGACACGCCUGGAACCAAUGAGAAUGAGGCACUGGAUGCGGUCGUUCAACAGUCCCUGGAUGGUGUGUUGCAGGUCCUCAUAUACGUAAUUGACGGCAACAGGUCGUUGACCAAACUGGAUGAAGACUUCAUUGAGACCAUCACAGUUAAGUACCCGAAAAUGAACAUCGUUUACGUCUGCAACAAGUGCGAAGAAAGCAAAUCAGCGCAGCAGAGGGAUGCCUUCUCGGAGGAUGAAGAAGAAGGACAACCAGCGGCGCGGUUCCGGAGUAUGUCUAAGGGGGAGGAGGUAUACGAACGACUUCUUGGCAUGAAGAAAGUAGACUCAGAACUUAACGGAAGUGAUCAUGAUGACAAGUACUUUAAGGUCUCUUGCAAGAAAAUCCGAAAAGCACGGCUGAAUGAUAAUAUGGAAGACGAAUUCAUGCUGGAGUUCUUACAGCUGAUCAACGCUUUGAUUAAAAAUUUUGAUGAAUGUGUCUACGAGAGUUUGAACAACGCGCUUACAUCCCUUUAUGCUUUCGCUACAAGAGUCUUUGACUAUUUCCUCUACGUGAAGUUCCUCAAUCAGCCAAUCUGGGAAAGUCUUUUAAAAAAGUUAACAGAUGUUCGAGGGAAAGAGGAACGUGCUUAUGAAGAGCUACAUGAAUUCAUUGAUGAGCAGUGCCGGCAGCUGAACAUGUCCUUAAAGCAAAGCAUCAAAGAAAGACAAGACACCAUAGUAAGCACCGUCAACAGAAGAAUCUUUGGGACAUCUCUAGAAACCCUGGACGCAGAGUCCUCUAGUGAGAAGCAAAGGGCCAGGCUAGCUACUGUGUUACAAAGCGUCAUAUACGAGGAAAUCGUCAACGGUAGCGCCUUCCACGAAAUCCGGACUUUCAUCCAGGGUAAAAUCGUCGACCGGAUCCACGCAUUGCUGGAGGAGUGCGAGCGUUUACCUGGCGUAGGUGACCUUGUCCCUCAGCUAAAAAGUUGCUUCAGGUUCGAGUUGCUUUCAAGUGGUGGUGUGGACUUCUGCCAAGAUAUGUGCAAAAAGUCCCUAUCGUUGACUUUGAGAGCCAUUCUAGACAAGAUCCUUCAACAUUUUAAUCCAGCGUUGGGCUUAAAACGCCAAGAGAAACUGCGACAGUUACUAGUUCGUCGUUUUCUUAAGCACAUAGACGAAAAGGCCCUGGGGUCGAAUGUAGCUCAGCAGUUGUUUGAACAGCUUGCACAAUCACACAACCGCUUCCAGCAAAUUGUUGAAACCAUUGAAAAGGCACACUCCAACAGAAAGUUUAAGCAGUCCGGAUAUAAGAAGUUUAUUCCACUUUUCUCCAAAGAGAUAUGCAACCUUAAGGUACUGAUUGCCGAGGUUGAGAUAUUGCGGAGUAACUCCUAUCUCCCUGGUUUGAUUGAAAUUAAGUCCGGCCACAGGAAUGAGGUGUACGUGUUCGGUGUAGCUCCAAGGCAGCAUGUGGAGAAGAAGUUGAAGGUAGAGGCAGUUGGUUACGAAGAGGGUGUCCAGGAGUUGGCUGUCCUCCUCAACUGUGGAAGGAUGCUGCAGAUUCAACACGACCAUCUCAUCACCUCGUUUGACCUCCAGCGCGAUUGCGAUGGCUGCUUAAGAGUCACCCUGCCUUUCUGCCAGUCAAACCUGUUCUACGGCCUAUAUCACCAAAUGAAACAGUCCCUGAAGGUUCGGAUGUUAAUGGCCAAGGAUAUCGUGGGGGCGUGCGUCUAUCUUGCAGAGAGAGGCUUCCGAGCGAAUGAUCUACGCCCAAGUAAUAUUCUGCUACGACAAUGGCAACCAAAGAUUGAUCUGACUAAAUCGAAAUCUCUUGACACCCCAUACCCUGAGCCAGAUGAUGAGCCGCCUUUCCACUUCGCUCCAGAAGCGAUCAACAAUGAUGAUAAUCACCAAACGACCAACCAGCCUACAUGUAGCACCUACGAUACGUACAGCUGCGUUAUACUCAUUUGGCUCCUCUCUAUCGGGAAGUUCAUUCGGCCAUCUUUUGCUCAAAAGAAAUCCAUAGGUGACAUUCAAAAUACGAUACUCAGCAAUACAUAUAGGGUCCAACGUGAAUUACUGGAGGAGAUCAAAAGACAACUGAACAGCCUGCAGUCGGGAAUGGAACAGAUUGGUCUGACAAGCUUGGUUCAGCGAAACAUUGUGCUUGAAAGUAGUCAAAGAAUGACUAUCAGUGAGCUUCAUGAAUAUUUGGAAGAUCUGUACACAAGAAUGUAGUCUAGUUUAAAAAUCACAUACGUUAGAUCAUUGAUGAUCCUCGAAAUUUCAUCGUGUUAGCCUGCAAGAUUCUUUGCAGCGUUAAAAAAUUAACGUGGUUGAAAAUAAAAACUUGACGGACGCGAAAAAAACACUUUUCAAUAUAUACAUGUAUUAUAUCAGCCGAGUUCUAUCAGGAUUUCCAAUAAGUAGUUGUUUAACUAUCGGACUCAUACGAUGUAGCAGUUUCUUUAGUACUUUAGCGAAAGGAGUCUGAUCAAAUGGAUCUAAAUCUUGCCCACCAAGGUUUUUGUAGUAGUGAUACACGGCUUAUACUGUACGUGUUCGUGUUUAAAACACUGAACACGCGACGAAAAUAGCAUUCGUGGAGAAUCCGGUGAUUAGGAGUUGUAUGAAAAAACUCAAAAGAUUCGACUUAUAUCUCAAACAGCUUUUUUAUCUUAGUUUGUCCUUUUGCAAUAACAACGCUUAGCCGUUCCCAAGUUGUUCGAAUUUACCUCCGUGUUCGCGAUCGGGUCUAGAGAUCCAAAAAUGGCUUCGGAUAGAACUGUCAC